AUGGUGGCGGCCCUUAGGGAAUCGAUGGAAUUUUCGGACGCCUUUGGAGCGGUUACAGCGAGUGGAACGGCCAUUGACGUGCUCAAGAAAACAAAGCUCCACGAGGCUUUGGAUUCUGGCGAUGACGGGUGCGUGAUUUGCAAGGAUGAGAUUUCUCGUGACGAAGGAGUUAUGCCCAUGCCGUGCAAGCAUAUUUUUCACCAUGAGUGCAUCGUCCGGUGGCUGAGCGCGAGCAACUUGUGCCCGCUGUGGCGUUUUCCGAUACCCAUAAGGUCUGGAGAUUGCGAUUGA
Molecule: messenger RNA, 291 nt
Organism: Eucalyptus grandis
Lineage: Eukaryota; Viridiplantae; Streptophyta; Magnoliopsida; Myrtales; Myrtaceae
Product: E3 ubiquitin-protein ligase RING1-like
Exons: 1
Coding region: 1-291 (96 amino acids)
Biological process (GO): protein ubiquitination
Cellular component (GO): cytoplasm
Molecular function (GO): ubiquitin protein ligase activity
Source: RefSeq, a predicted model, not a curated record